UAACAGGCAGAAGCUUAUUGUUUGCAGUGAGACACGUCUUGUUGGUCGGUUUUACAACUAAAAGUGAAGUUUACUUAACAACCCUGAAACAGCCAAGAAUCUUAAAGGAAUGGAAACACCAAUUGAACAUCCUUUAGUUCUCAUAUUGCUGCCAGCUUUGACUCUUGUAUUUUUCGUGAGUCCGAUGACUGGAGAGUCAAUGUAUCGAGGGGCCCUAUUCAGAGAAACCACAACAUCAAAAUGCUUGACUGAUCAGAAUGAAACAACUAAAAACGCAGAGUCUACACCAGAAUGCGCCGCUUUCUGUAUGUCAUACGAUGAAUGCCAAUAUUUUAGCUACAGUAACGGCGCAUGUUAUAUGCACCGAUGGUUUUUGGAUGGGGAAAUUGAAGAAUAUGACUGUGACCGACCAUCGUAUCUUUUGUUUUCUGAAAGCAAAACCGAGUGGCAGAAAGUAUUUGAGAUGACCGAAAACUCAUUUAAAAAAAGCCCUAUUUAUUUAUACUGGGACAAAUUGCCUAUUGAAAAGGUGGAACUUCGGCUCAAGAGAGAAUCUGCUGAGGAUGUAUUAUUCUUUUUCAAUGGAACAGAGACGAAUUCGACAUCGUGGUUCCAGAAAGAUAAAUUCUUUCCAAAUCUGUCUCACUCUAUGGAACCGUUGAUUAUGACUUUCAAUGCGAAUUUCAGUUACCCGAACUUUACAAUCGUGUAUACUGACGUGGUCCGUGUAGAAGUCAGAAGACAAACAGGAUAUAACGAAAAGUACGAGAUACAUAUGAAUUUUGGCG
Messenger RNA from Octopus sinensis (East Asian common octopus), 788 nucleotides. RefSeq lists its product as uncharacterized. NCBI's taxonomy places the organism in Eukaryota, Metazoa, Mollusca, Cephalopoda, Octopoda, Octopodidae. The record is from RefSeq and is a predicted model, not a curated record. The transcript has 5 exons. The annotation marks the transcript as partial.